AUGGAUUUUGAAAUACAAAUUUCAGCUAUAUGUAAUCACGCAAAAGAGCUAAUUAAUUCAGAUAAUUAUUCAAUAGCUGAUUCAGAUUCAUCAUCAAAUUCUGAAUCUGGUUAUAGUGAUGAAACAAUGGAAGGUAAUGAACUUAAUAAUGAUUGGUUCAAUUGGAAUGAAGAAGAUCAAGAUAAACAUACAAAAUGUUGA
Molecule: messenger RNA, 201 nt
Organism: Rotaria sp. Silwood1
Lineage: Eukaryota; Metazoa; Rotifera; Eurotatoria; Philodinida; Philodinidae
Source: the annotation of a GenBank genome assembly